CUCAUCUCAACUCCUAUUCCAUCUCUUAUCCUACCACCACUUUCCCCCCCCAAACACACACAACGAGCCAUGGGCCGCGUACUGCUUAAAGUAAUUAUACUCGGUGACUCAGGCGUAGGCAAGACCUCCUUGAUGAACCAAUAUGUCAACAAGCGCUUCUCGAACCAGUAUAAGGCUACUAUCGGCGCAGACUUCUUGACUAAGGAGGUCAUGGUAGAUGACAGGCUUGUCACCAUGCAGCUCUGGGACACCGCAGGCCAAGAGCGCUUCCAAUCCUUGGGCGUCGCCUUCUACCGCGGUGCCGACUGCUGCGUGCUCGUAUACGAUGUCAACAGCGCCAAGUCGUUCGAGACGUUGGACAGCUGGCGGGACGAGUUCCUUAUCCAAGCGAGCCCGCAUGACCCGGAGAACUUCCCUUUUGUCGUGUUGGGGAACAAGGUUGAUGUGGAGGAAAGCAAACGACAGGUAUCGCAGAAACGCGCCAUGACCUGGUGUCAAUCGAAAGGGAACAUCCCCUACUUUGAGACCUCUGCCAAAGAAGCUAUCAACGUCGAGCAAGCUUUCCAGACCAUCGCCAAGAAUGCGCUGCAACAAGAAGCCGAAGUGGAGCUGUAUAAUGACUACCCGGAUCCGAUCAGGAUCGAUAGCGAUACCGCGCAGACACCGUGUGGGUGCUGAGCGUCGACUGCGUUGUGUUCCACUUUGUGGACGUGGUGGAUAGAGUGGUGAUGUUUCUUCUCGCUGUUUUCUACUUCAUGAUGUGCACGACACCCUGCUGGUGGCGUGUGUGCAAGCGUCGUUCUCCGGUCCACAUAUCUAUCCUCCUUCCCUUUUACGUUUAUGAACCACAUCCUUCCUCUCAGACUCGGAUUUUUAACGCCCUUUCCGCGUCCCUCCCCCAUUCCUACCUGCCGGGCAGAUGUGCACCCACAAGACCCCCUAGUCUUGCACCUGCAGCUGAGGGACAAGCGGCUAAUGACACCCCACCCUUCCCUUCCCUUCCUCCACCUGUUCCUUCUUUCCCUCUUCUCUAACAUCACUGUGGGUAGCAUACAAUGUUCUCUUGAGGAAUAGGAUGCGUGCAAUCU
This is a messenger RNA of Dacryopinax primogenitus, 1088 nucleotides long. RefSeq lists its product as uncharacterized. The coding region runs from base 70 to 678 and encodes 202 amino acids. Gene Ontology annotation, cellular component: phagocytic vesicle; late endosome; vacuole. The transcript is spliced from 4 exons. Lineage: Eukaryota; Fungi; Basidiomycota; Dacrymycetes; Dacrymycetales; Dacrymycetaceae. Gene Ontology annotation, biological process: regulation of vacuole fusion, non-autophagic. The record is from RefSeq and is a predicted model, not a curated record. Gene Ontology annotation, molecular function: GTPase activity; GTP binding.